This is a messenger RNA of Boleophthalmus pectinirostris (great blue-spotted mudskipper), 8044 nucleotides long. Its product is annotated as nesprin-2-like. The coding region runs from base 95 to 8044 and encodes 2649 amino acids. The transcript has 22 exons. NCBI's taxonomy places the organism in Eukaryota, Metazoa, Chordata, Actinopteri, Gobiiformes, Gobiidae. The record is from RefSeq and is a predicted model, not a curated record.
UCUCUGGUCUCCAGUGUGGCCAGUCCUCAGGCUCUGGAGGCUCUGUCUGUGGACUGCACCAGGACUCCGAGAGGCCCUCAGCAGAACCAGAGAGAUGAUCCACCUGAAGAGAGAGGAGAGGGACAAAGGGCUGCUCAAAGUACUGCAAGAUGAGAAGCAGUCGUUUGAGGAGUGGUUCCAGGAUCAGCAGCUUUCAGUGAACGAGUGCUUUGAGAAUCCAGAGAGUACAGCCAACGUGGAGACGACCAUCCAGAGACUCACUGGUUUCCUGAAGUCCACAGACCCGGAGCGGCGUCUGGACCAGCUCAGAGACCAGGUGAACCGAGGACAGAAACAGAUCCCAGACCAAAACCUGGUCGAGAUCUCGGACUUCAUCAGGGAACAGCAGGAGGAGGUGGACACCUUCAGGACUCACUGUCAGAACAGACUGCUGCAGAUGGAGGAGCUGCUCGGUCUACUGCACAGUCUGCAGAAGCAACACAACAGCUUCAGUGAGUGGCUGCAGAUGAAGGAGAAACAGGCUCUGGAUCCAGAAAGACUCAGAAACCUGCUCAAAGAACUUCAAGAUGCAAAUGCCCGAGUCUCUGCUCUGUCCGACCUCUUGUCCUCGGUGCGCAGACAGGGAGUGAGAGGAGACAGUCUGCUGAAGGACACUGAUAACCUGCUCCAGAGAUUCAAAAACCUGGAGACCCGAGUCCAAGACCAAGUCCAGACCCAGGACCAGAUCCAGGAGAAUCUAAACCGGUUUAAAUCCAAGACUGACGAAACCAGGAAGUGGAUCAAAGAGCUGCUGGAGCCAAUCAGCUUCGAGCAAACAGAGAGUGAGCCAGAGGAGGUGAAACGCAGGGCACAGACAAUGCUGAAGUCCAAACCUGAAGGAGACUCUAAACUGGAGGAUCUGAGACUCCAAAGCCAGACUCUUCUGGACCAGGAUCUGGACCAGAAGCAGAGACUGGAGAUCCAACAGUGCAUCAGAGACACAGAGGAGUCCUGGAGGUCUGCUCUGGACCGGACUGAAGACGCCCUGAAGACCGCAGACACCAGAGUCCAGACCAAAACCCAGACCAGAGCCCAGUUAGACCGAGACCUGGGCGAGUUCAGGGACCAGACCGACGCAGUCCAGACCUGGAUCUCAGAGCAGGAGGAUCAGCUGCAAAGUCUGAGGCUGCUGCCGGUGACAGAGAGGGUCCAAGUCGCUCAGAACCAGACGUUGGACGAUUCCCAAAGACGUGCCGUAGAAGACGCAGUGAAAGAGACAGAGGAGCAGUGGAGCGGAGUUUCCCGAGCUGCAGAAAAGGCCCUGAACGUAGCACAAGGCGAGGCUGCAGUUCAGAGGGACUUUGAGGCGUUCAGGGACCAAUGGGAAAAACUACAGACCUGGAUCAGAGAGCAGAAACAGAAGAUCAUGUCCAUACCAGCACUGGGGACGUUUGAGGAGAGGCUGCAGCUCGCUCAGUCUGUUCUGAACUCCAGACCUGAAGGUGACUCAAAGCUCCGUGAUCUGAGCAGACAGGCCCAGAGUCUGGUCCAGAGCCCAGACCUGGACCUGCCUCUGAGGGCCGAGGUGGAGAGGAUGGUCCUGGACACGGAGCAGCAGUGGAGGACAGUGCUGCAGACGGCCACUCAGGCUGAACUCAAGAGUCUGUCCGACGACUUCGAAAACCAGAGUCAGAGCACCCAGAGCUGGAUCAGAGAGAGACAACAGCUACUGCACAGUGUGGGAGCACAGGCCCCGCCCCACCAGAGGAUAGACACCUGCACAGGUAUGAAGAAAGAGGCUGUGCUGAACACCAAACCCGAUGGCGACUGUAAAGUGAAUAACUUGAGGAGAAGAGGGCAGAAUCUGAGUGACCACAGAGACCUGAGUGACAGUCGCAGACAGCAGCUCCAGCAGACGGUCAAAGACACAGAGGAGCAGUGGAGGAACCUGCUCCAGAACGCUAAACAAGUCCAGAGCACAGCAGAGGAGCAGGCCCGAGAGGAGGAGGAGAGCAAGAGGAAACAGCUGAAAGAGUUUGUCUCCCAGAAAGAGGAAACCCGUUUGUUCCUCAGAGAUCUUCAGCAGAAACUGUCGUCUGUGAAGGAGCAGCCCACAGCAGAGGACAGACUGCACACGGCUCAGGCCAUUCUAAGCUCCAAAGCAGAAGGAGACUCCAAACUCCAGGAGCUGAGGAGGAGAGGCCAGAGUUUACGCCCAGACUUAGACGAGCAAACCAGAUCAGACGCGUCCAGGACGGUGGAGGAGAUGGAGGGGCAGUGGACAGAGCUGCUGCAGGACGUGAGGCAGAUCCUGGGUCAGUCUGAGCGGCAGUGUGCUCUGGAGAACCUGAUGAAGGAGUACAACCAAACCAAAGAGAAGACCACUGCCUGGGUCCAGGAGAAAGAGGAUCGAGUGAAGAGUGUGGGCGUGAACACAGAGCCAGAGCAGACCAUCAACACUGCACAGAUGAUCCUGAGCUCCAAACCUGAAGGUGACUCUAAACUCUCAGAUCUGAGGAGACAAACCCAGAGCCUGUUGGACCGUGACGAUGUGGACGAGGACACGAGACACCAGGCGGACCGGGUGCUGACAGAGGCAGAGUACCAGUGGAGGGACGUCUUACAGAAGGCGGAGGAGAUGCUGAAGAGAGCCCAAGACCAGUACACCGUCCACAGGGAGAUGGACGCCUUCAGAGCCCAGGCCACAAGCACCGAAUCCUGGGUACAAGAUCUACGACGGCAACAGGAGGAGAAGGGAACUGGAGCUACAGGCACACAGGCGGAGAUAGAACAGAGACUCAACACUGCACAGAUGGUGUUGGGCUGCAGACUGAACGGGGACAGUCAGAUGGUGGAGCUGAAGACACGAGUUCAGAGUCUGAGCGAAAACCCAGAUCUGGACCAGGAGCAGAGAGAUGAGAUCCAGAGGAGAGUGAGAGACACAGAGGAGACGUGGAGGCAGGUGCUACAGACAGCAGAGCAAAACCAAAGUUCUCUGCAGGGGGUUCUGGAGCGUCUGGUCUCCUGUCAGAAGCAGCGUUCUCAGCUCUCGUCUCGUCUCUCGGAGCUGCAGACUCAAACCUCAGACCUCCCUCGGGUUUUCCCCUGGCCCGGACUCGGAGAGAGGAGACAGACUGCCGACCAAACCAGGAACAUGAUUGACCAGAUCAGUGCACUAGCUCCACUGCUCAGAGACACACGCACACAGGCUGCAGAGCUGGCAGAGUUGACCCAGGACCCGAGCUGGACCUCCUCAAACUGGGAUGAGAUGGAGCAGUGCAUCCCUGACCUGCUCAAGAAGCUCACGGAGUCCCUGAGUUCUCUGGAGGAGGGCAUCUUAGCAGAGCGUCAGUGCACUCAGCUGAUGGAGCAGCACGAGGCAGCACAGGACUGGCUCCGAGAACAGGUCAAAGCUCUGGGACCGGCCCCUCAAGAUAAACAAGGACUUCACAGCGCCAUCAACACUCUCAAGGCCCUGCUGCAAACGGUGCACAGGGAGCAGAGGGAGAUGUUGGAGUUGGACCAGGCAAGAGACAGACUGUUAAACCUGUGCACUCCUGGAGGACAAGACGCUCUCAAUCUGGACGUCAGCCAUCUUCACGACCUCUGCGCGACCUCCGAACAGGAAGUGAAGCAGCACCUGACUUCCUGCGAGGCGCGUGUGGAGGAGCUGGAGCGGCAGGUGGAGCAGAGGGCGGAAGGGCUGAAGGAGAGGACCUCCGCUCUGCAGUGGGAGCUCCGGUCUCUGGACCAGGCUCUGAGCUACAGCCAACCACAAAACAACAUCAGCCAGCUCCAGCAGCACUGGAACAGCCUCAAGAACUGUGAGAAGUCCCUGGAGGGUUUGAGAGUGAAGCUGGAUGAGCUGCUCAAGGAGGUGGCCUCAGCUCCACAGACAGAGGAGCUCCCCACAGACGUGACUACACUGGUCAAGUCUCUAUCCCAGCAACACGACAGUCUCAAAUCACGGUUAUCAGACCAUCAGUCAUCUUGUUCCACAAAUGCAGAUCGCUGUUUCAAAGAUUGUCUCCAAAACCUCCAAAAGUGGAACAGCAGAGAGACCCCAGAGUCCAGUGAUUCUCUACAGGAAUCAUUGGAGGAGGGUGAAAAGUACAAAUUGGACCUACAGGAGGCGCUCUCACACUGGCAGUUCCUCUCUGACUGUCUCUCUCCUUUAGUCUUUGGGAAAUUGGACCAGGAGAGUUCAGAGACUCUGGCCAAAGCUGACAUACAGAAGAACAAUUUUAACAAAAAGAAAGAGGAGCUUGAUGCCAGACCCAAAUUUAAACCUACAGUUGCUCAAAUGUCCAGUGAAAUGUCUUUAGUGGCACCUCCGCGAAAGAAGCGUUCUCAAAUGACCCCAGCAGCCAGCAUGCAAUCCAUCAACCAAUCUGCAGAAGAGGACGAGAAACAGAUUAAUGUAAUCGAACCAAUGGAAGUGGAGUCUGUUGUAUGUGACAUUUCCCAACGCAUGGAAGAGUCUAUGAUUUGGGAGAAAGUUAAGACAAUAAAGGAAGACUCAGGAACUGAAAUGGAAACCUCUUUACCAAUUGAGAAAAUGGUUGUAGACACUAAAGAGGUUAAGGAGCCGACUACUCAAGCUGCAAGUCAAGAAACGCCUGUGCCAUUGAGAAGAAGAUCCAAGAUGGUGACUACUGAACCAGAGACAAAACAGAUUAAAAUUGAAACUCAAAUUCCGCAACCAAUUCAACAAGAAAGUUUGGAAACUAAAAAGAUUUCUACAAUUAUUCUUGACAAUUCACAGUCAUUCAUAAUUCCAAGUGAAACUGGAAGCAAAAUGGAAGACAUAAUUACCGAAGAGCAAGUUAAGACCAGACCAGAAGACAUUUCAACUCUUGAAGAUGCUGUACCACCAAAACGCAAACCAAAAAGUCCAAAAAUUCAACCAAAAGAAACUAAAAGUUCUGUUACAACUGAUGCUGUGGUGGUACCAGUGAGAAAGAAAUCAAAAUCUACACCUCCAACCGAAAUUUUUAUUGAGGGAUCCAAAGAAGAAAGUGUCCAAGAAACUGCUAAGCUUUCUCCAACCAAAAAGCGGUCUAAAAAGUCAAAAUCUUCACCAGAAAUUGCACCUAAAGAAGUGAAAAUGAGUGAAGCCAUAGAGGAGACCAAGCCUUUCGAAAUGGAGGAAGCUAAAGUAGAUCAAGAGCAUAAGGAAACAGUGGAGGAACCCAAGUUGGUGGUGCCAAGAAGAAAAACCAAGAUGGCAGAGUUUCAACAAAAAACAUCUCAAGAAAUUUAUGCUUCAUCUGAGUCUGUAAAUAUUCCAGAGGUUUCAGAAAAUGGAAAAUUAACGCCACCAAAAAGAAAGCCAAAAAGUCCCAAAGCAUCUCCUGCAAUUGUUAAGAAGGACAUGCCAAAAGAAGACACAGAGCUAGACAGUCAAAGCAUUUCUUUAGAUCAAGAUUUAGAUUCAUGGAAAACAACUCAACCUGCAACUGAGCCUAUUACAGCUGCUGAGGUAUCAACUGAAAAAUCUAUUGAAGAAAAAGGCACUUUGUCACCAACCAAAAGAAAGCCAAAGGGCAAACCUAAACUUUCACCAGAACUUCCUAAAAAGGAGGUAGACGAGACCAAAGAUGAACCCAAGACUGAAAGAUCUCCAACUGAAACUACUGUUUUAGAAAUAAGUAGUCUAUCAAAAGAAGACACAGAGCUGGACAGUCAAAACAUUUCUUCCAUUCAAGAUUUAGAUUCACAAAAAACAACUCAAUUUGCAACUGAAGCUAUUAUUGAAAUGCCAAUUGUAGUUGCUGAUAUAUCAACUGAAAAAUCUAUGGAUGAAAAUGGCACUUUGUCACCAACCAAAAGAAAGUCAAAGGGCAAACCUAAAAUUUCACCAGAACUUCCUAAAAAGGAAGAAGAAGAGACCAAAGAAGAAUCCAAUACUGAAACAUUUCCAACAGAAAUGAGUGCUUUAGAACUUUCUAAAGACAGUGGACUCUCACCACCAAAAAGAAGGUCCAAAAAAUCUAAAAUAUCUUCAGAACUGUCCAAAAAGGAGGUCGAUGAAACUAAAAUUCAGGCUCCAUCUGUGGUUGAAACGACUGCCAGUGUGUCUCCACCAAAGCGCAAGUCUAAAGGGAAGAAAAUUAAGUCUCAAGAUUCAUCAGAAGAGUCUCCAAUAGACGUUCCAACAGAUCCAGUGGAUGAGUUUAAGAAAUUGGCUACUAUAGUUUUGGAAAUGCCCGGCACUGUUCCACAAACAAUUUUCAAAGAAACAAUUUUCAAGCCAAAACAAGAUACACCUACAGAAAGAGUAGUGGAAUUAUCUGAAACUCCAAGUAAGGAAGCCAAGAAAGCUCAAAAAGGUGAAGUUCAAACUACUACUGAAAGCAUGAGGCCAGUUUCUACAAAGGCUGCACUUGAGUUUGUAAGCUCUGGGGAAAUGGAAGAGAAGAAAGUAGCUACAAUAGUUUUGGAAAUGCCAGAAUCUGAUGACCAGCCUCAGGUUAGUACCAAGCCAGACACUAUUCAAUCAAUGGAUACAACUGAUAAUGUAGAAACAGAGGUAGCGAAAGAUCUCCGAGAAGUUCCUGAAGAUGUGCCAAUGCAACAGCAAGAAACAAAAAUGCGUACUGAAGAUGACACUGUGACAAAUAUUGUUACAAUUAGUGAGCCAGUAGUACGCAUGGAUGUCAGCCUACCUAUUGCAGAAACUGAAGAGAAGAAAGUGGCCAUACUUGUUUUGGAAAUGCCUCAAGAACUUCCCAUAACAGAAACAAAAUCUGUUGACAAAGAUUCAGAAGAUCAACCUAUUAAAGAACAAACAAGCAAGCCAAUGGAAGAUUUAGCUGUAGAAGAACCAAAGCAAAUUGAUAUUCAACCUAUGAAACCUGAUGCAAAGGAUAUCUCAGUUUGUAAGGCAGUCAAGGAUCAAAUUGAUGCUUUGGCAAAGAUUGAAGAGAGCAAAGUGGCGACAAUAAUUCUAGAAAUGCCUGAUUCAACUGUUCCAAAAACAGAGACAAACCUGGAGACAAAACCAGAGCAAGCACCAAGAAAUGAAGAGAAGAUGAACAUUUCUGCAACACCAGAUGUUACAGAAAAAGAAGACAUUAAAAUAACUCCAUUGUCUAAGAAAUCCACUGGUGAAGUAGAGCCCAUGCAAGACAAAUAUACCAUUACAAUGCCAGUGUCUAAAGAAAUCGACCUACCAGCAACUCAAGAAGAACCACUCAUUCAAGAAGCAGAAAUUCAGACUAUCAUCCAAGAGACUGGCCCGGCUGUUGAGGAUACCAAAGUAGAAGAUGCAGAAACCAUUCAGCAGAAGUUUGACAGUUUUGACGAAGUCCACUUGCAGCCCGAAUCUACAAAUGACGCUUCUGAUUCAGUUGGAAAUGAAGAUAAAAAAGGGCUUGUUUCAGACAAACAGCAAGACUCCAUAGAUGUGAUGGAAAAAGUUUCAAAGCCAGAGCAAGUUACACAGAUGGCCAGCGAAGAUGUAGUGUUACCCAAAGAAGUAGAUACUAGAGAAAAUGGCAUUAGUUCUGUUAGUGAUACAGUUGUGCUUGGUGAUGCUGAUUCUAUUGAAGUUGCAUUAGAAACAUCUGAAAUUAUUGCGCAACCUGGUCAAAAUGUUAAGGAAGUUAGUGAAAUUAAGGAGGGCAAAGGGGUUAUCCAAGAAGUGAAACCUAUGCAGACAGUAGAAAUUCAGCCUUCAGUUGAUGAGACCAAAGAUAUUGUUAAAGAUAGUGAUCAUUCAAAAUUGCCCCAGAAGGUUGAUGACAUUGCUAUGAAACCUGGUCAAGAUGUAAAAAAAGUACCUGUAGUUUUCACUGAUAAAGCAAAGGUGCAAAAAGAACAAGAUUUGUUAGCUGAGCCCCAAAUUACAUCUGAAACUGUUAAUAUGGAGGAUAGUGAAAGCCAACCUUCAGAAGAAUCAGUUGUGGCAGAGGAGACUGUAGUAGAAUACAUUAGCAUAAUCAGAAAGCCAAUCGUUGAAGAUAGUGAAGAAGACAAAAUGGCUGCUAAAAAGCCAGAUAUUACUCCAGAAACACGGUAUUGUCCACUGAUGCCGCGCAUGUUGUUGAAGAAAUGCAUGUAG